UGAUUAACCGAGAUUAAUUUCGAUCAUAUGACAGUUGGGUGUAUUUGGGUCGAAAGAGUUAGAAAGAUUGUGUUCUAUCUAACUACCAAUACUUCCAAAGAUGAAGGGUUGUCUUUUCAAUAUCGAUGCUGGAUAUCUAGAGGGUUUAUGUAGGGGUUUCAAAUGUGGAAUCCUCAAACAAUCUGAUUAUUUAAAUUUGGUACAAUGUGAAACACUUGAAGACUUGAAAUUGCAUCUUCAAGGGACUGAUUAUGGUACCUUUUUGGCGAAUGAACCCAGCCCUUUGGCAGUCUCAACAAUUGACAACAAACUUCGAGAGAAACUUGUCAUUGAAUUUCAACAUAUGAGGAAUCAAGCUGUGGAGCCCCUUUCCACUUUUUUGGAUUUCAUAACAUACAGUUACAUGAUUGAUAAUAUCAUUCUCCUUAUUACUGGUACCCUCCAUCAGAGGCCAAUUAGUGAAUUGAUCCCCAAAUGCCAUCCCUUAGGAAGUUUUGAACAGAUGGAAGCUAUACAUGUUGCUUCAACUCCUGCUGAACUUUACAAUGCUGUUCUUGUUGAUACCCCUUUGGCCCCAUUCUUUGUUGAUUGUAUUAGUGAGCAGGAUUUGGACGAAAUGAAUAUUGAAAUUAUUCGUAAUACUUUAUACAAAGCUUAUCUAGAAGCUUUCUAUCAAUUCUGCCAAGAUAUAGGUGGUACAACUGCUGACUGUAUGUGUGAGAUUUUGGCUUUUGAAGCUGAUCGUCGGGCUAUCAUAAUAACAAUUAAUUCUUUUGGCACUGAAUUGAGCAAAGAUGAUCGUGCAAAGUUGUACCCCCGUUGUGGGAAGUUGAAUCCUGAUGGUUUGGGUGCUUUAGCAAGGGCUGAGGACUAUGAUCAAGUAAAAGCAGUCGCUGAGUAUUAUGCUGAGUAUUCCAAACUAUUUGAAGGCUCAGGAAACAACCCAGGGGAUAAAACUUUGGAGGAUAAAUUUUUCGAACAUGAGGUACGUCUGAAUGUGAAUGUUUUCAUGCAACAGUUCCAUUUUGGGGUUUUCUACUCUUACCUCAAACUCAAAGAACAAGAAUGCCGCAACAUUGUUUGGAUAGCAGAAUGUGUAGCUCAAAAACACAGAGCUAAGAUUGAUAAUUACAUUCCAAUAUUUUAAGAGAUAUGUAAGUGUAAAUAGAAAGUUGGUUUUCAAAAGUUGUAAACAAAUAGAAAAUACUUUUUUCGUUUUAAAGACAGUCUAGACAGUAGCACCAACUUUUCUUUUAUCUAGGAUUGGUUAUGAACCCAAUCUUUCUCUUCUACAAUUGAAAAGAGCAAAAUUAUUUGAAGUUGAGUCAAUGUUCAUUGACUAAAUUCCUAACAGAGCAAAGAUUUUUCAUCCAGUUAUGAUCUCUGUAUGUGAAUUUUCAAUGGAAUACGUUGAUUACACCUUCUUGAGCAUAUAACUUUCAAAAUAGCUCUUUUUCAAACUAAUUUGUAUAUACUUUUCAUUGGAUGGAAUCAUUACUCCUGUUAUAGAUAUUGAUAUUAUAAUAUUUUAACCUGAAUCAAUGAGGAAGAUUUUAUGUUAAUUGUCUUUAUAUAUAUGAUAUACGAAUCUA
This is a messenger RNA of Coccinella septempunctata (seven-spotted ladybird), 1592 nucleotides long. It is a transcript of the gene VhaAC39-1, whose product is annotated as V-type proton ATPase subunit d. Gene Ontology annotation, biological process: proton transmembrane transport; vacuolar transport; vacuolar acidification. The record is from RefSeq and is a predicted model, not a curated record. Gene Ontology annotation, cellular component: vacuolar proton-transporting V-type ATPase complex; early endosome; plasma membrane proton-transporting V-type ATPase complex. The transcript is spliced from 4 exons. NCBI's taxonomy places the organism in Eukaryota, Metazoa, Arthropoda, Insecta, Coleoptera, Coccinellidae. The coding region runs from base 101 to 1147 and encodes 348 amino acids. Gene Ontology annotation, molecular function: proton-transporting ATPase activity, rotational mechanism.